Gloeophyllum trabeum ATCC 11539 is the source of this 819-nucleotide messenger RNA. RefSeq lists its product as uncharacterized. The record is from RefSeq and is a predicted model, not a curated record. Bases 1 to 819 code for a protein of 272 amino acids. Lineage: Eukaryota; Fungi; Basidiomycota; Agaricomycetes; Gloeophyllales; Gloeophyllaceae. Gene Ontology annotation, molecular function: oxidoreductase activity. The transcript is spliced from 3 exons.
AUGUCGACCGUGACGGCAAAGCUCUACUACUUUGUGCCUCCGAAGGACGGCGCCCGGCCGUUCCUGUACAUCAGCACCGACCCCGUGACGGGCGAGCGGAUCCAGAAUUUCGGCCUUGCGCCUUAUGAAAUGGAGGUGGAGAACGUACGUGGAAGGGAGCAGGAAUUCACGCUGGACAACAAUGGCUUCCAAUGGUAUAAGCGGCCCUCGAAACACACCGACUUCACCGACGACGCCAAGAUUCAGGAAGAGUACUACCCUGAGAGCAUCGAGCUUAUCAAGGAACUCACCGGCGCCAGCCAAGUCGCCCUUUUCGACCACACGAUCCGACGGCGCAGACCCGAUGUGAAAGUGGACACGCCCGACAAACGUCAGCCAGUCCCGCAGGUGCACGUCGACCAGACCCAGGCGUCGUCCAUCGCGCGCGUACACCGGCACCUCCCGCCGUCGGAGGCGCCGCAGCUCGUCCAGCGCCGCUUCCAGAUUAUCAACCUCUGGCGCCCGAUCAAGAACCCGGCGCUGGACUGGCCGCUAGCCUUCUGCGACUACAACAGCGUCGACCCCGCGGAUUUCGUCCCCACCACGCUCAAGUACCCGGACUAUGACGGCGAGACGAUGAGCGUGAAAUACAACCCGAACCACAAGUGGAAGUACUUGCGAGGGAUGACUCCAGACGAGUUCGCGUUGAUUAAAUGCUUCGACUCGAAGGAGGGUGUUGCCAAAUGCACUCCGCAUACUGGCUUUGAGGAUCCAUCCACACCCCCUGAUGCUCCCCUGCGAGAAUCCAUCGAGCUCAGAGCCCUGGUUUUCUAUGAUUAG